AUGCGCGUUGCAGUGCGCUGGGCCGCCUCGUUGCCGUCGACUGGCGCCGCGACCGGCCUCGCGGUCGCAUGGAAGGGGUGGAGCGGGCAGAGCGCCCGCUGCGACUCCAUUCAGAUUUUGGGGGCCGCACAGGGGUCCCAACGCAAUAUUUUGGCUCCUGUCCAAUCCCAACGCAAUAUUUUGGCUCCUGUCCAACGACACCUAAACGUCAUGGACGCGUCCUCGUCGGACUCCGCCACCGCAUCGGACUCCGUGUUCGCUUCCGCCGAGUUCCAGGAGUACGAGCGCGAGUUUCGGCAGUACUGCGCAGACAACCUGCGCUCACACAACCCACAGACCGACUUCGACAGCAUACGCCGUGACUCGGCCGAGGACCUUGCGGCCAAGCUUGCGGUGCUUUCGCAGUGGUGGCGUUCUGCUGCGCACGUGGCCGGCAAGCUUGCUCUCGUGGCGACGACAAAUGACGACUCCCUGCAUGGCAAGGCAGGGCUGCCGAAGCACGCCCUGGUCGAGCUUCACGGCAACCUGUUUGUCGAGGAGUGCGCACAAUGUGGUGCGCGCUAUGAGCGACCCUUCAAGGUGCGCACGGCGACAGGGCUGUUUGAGCACGCCACUGGGCGACCUUGCGAGAAGUGCGGCGGUCCGCUUCGGGACAACCUCGUCAAUUUCGGUAAUACAUUCGAGCAUGUGCCGAGCAUGGAGGCAGAGCAUGAUCGCGCGUGGGUAGCGAUGCUGAAGGCAGACUUGGUCGUCGUGCUUGGCAGCAGCCUGAGCGUGCCGACCGCGUGCGAACUUCCAGAGGAAUGCAUACCGCCGCGCGAGGCGAAGCCAGCAGGCGGCAGGCUGGUCAUCGUGAGCUUUCAGAACACGCCGAAGGAUCCGCUCGCCGCGCUGCACAUCUUUGCUCCAUGUGACGACGUGAUGGCCGCAGUCGAAGCUGCACUGCUGCCUGCUGCACCAACACCUGAGCGGCUGGGUGUGGAUGCCUAAUGAGAUUCCUUUGAGUUUUCAAGAGCGAUGCGGCAGUAGAAUUUAACCUUCGUAGAAAUCCUACUUGGGGCUUUGGUCGGUCGGUGUGCCGUCGGACUCGGGCGGCCGGUGGGCGAGGACGGGACCAAUCCAAUAAAGCCUUCGAGACAAAAAUAUGCACGCCAUGCAAGUUG
Messenger RNA from Emiliania huxleyi CCMP1516, 1163 nucleotides. RefSeq lists its product as hypothetical. The record is from RefSeq and is a predicted model, not a curated record. The coding region runs from base 1 to 990 and encodes 329 amino acids. Gene Ontology annotation, molecular function: NAD+ binding. The transcript is spliced from 4 exons. Lineage: Eukaryota; Haptophyta; Isochrysidales; Noelaerhabdaceae.